CGUUUAGAGAGAUUGUCAGUCAGCUGGAGCUCAAGUAAAACAACACAGUACUUGUUUUUAUCUUUCAGGGGCUUUUGAACUGGAGACAUUUUUUUCUCGCUGCGUUUAUGGCACCUUUAAUACAUUACUAAACGGCCCGUGGAACAUUCUCCAUUCGCGGAGAGAAAAGCGGGAAUGUAGCGUUGUUAUCGUCCACCCCAAUUUUUAACGAUAGCUCCUGACGCCUUUUCCCAGGAGAAGCCCGGUGCCCUGUUUUGUUGUCUGGAGCGCCGUGUUGUGGCUGAGAAAGCUCUCGGGGGUCCGUGAUUGUUGCUGCCAGGCGGGCCGACGCUAGGAGCGUGGGGGAACAUAGCGGCGUGUGUCUGGUGAGGAGAUGUCAGAGCGGGGAUGCCUCUUUUUGGAGACAGUUUUGUAGGCGAGGGUAUACACGAGUGUACACAGUAUACCUCCCGCUGGGACUUGGCGUGCAAACCAGCGGAGCGACGUUUCAGCAUAACUAGCAGUGACACAUAUAUGGAUGGUGGGGUCGCAGUAUGCCCACCCCCUCGAGUACCACUACAUCACUGGCUGGAGGGAGAAGCAAUACCGGGGGAGAGGAAGAGGGGCCCAUGUCCGCAGCUUCUACCUCCUCCAUCGGCUCAUCUUUCCGGUUCGUCCCAGCCUUCUGCCUGGGCGUGGUGGCAGCAGUAGUAUUUCAGCUGGCAUGGGGAGGCCUGUCUCUCACCUCGUUCUUCUUAAAGCUCUUCAUCUAUGUGUCAUUCGCCCUCCUGUGUUUCCUGGCUGGGAGCUUUGCCCUGCUGGUCAGGAAGAGUCCUCUCAAAGUCAGCUGCUUUAACCGGAGCAGGAGGCAGCCUUCUGAAUGGCUGGAGUUCUUCAACAAGCUCAUGGGUCGUUUUUUGGUGCCAGUUCAGGAGUCGAGCCAGAGCAGGAGGGUGGUGGUGUCGCACAAUGUGGACAAAACCCUGAAGGAAGUGUUUGACUAUGCCUACAGAGACUAUAUCCUGUCCUGGUACAUUCCUUUGAGUCACGAUGAAGGCCAGUUGUGCUCCAUGCUGUCAGAGGACUGGUGGCAGAUGAUCGGGCAGUUGAGAUCCAGGCUUGCUGAGAUCGACCUCGUCAACGUAGUGUGUUAUGACAGCAUCCGGAUUCUACACACACACUUCACCGACCUCAAAGCUGCAUCUGCAAGACCAGAGGAAGUGGCUCGGCCGUUUCCUCUCCAUCCCUGUUUGGUCAGUCCGGAAUCGGAGCUGGCCUUCCUCCGCUGUGUAGCCAGAAUACUACUGCUAUGUCUGCUGCCACAAAAGGAUGCCAAGUCGCACACACUACGCUGCUGUCUCACUGAAGUCAUCACUACUAAAGUUCUGAAGCCGUUGGUAGAGGUACUCAGCGAUCCAGAUUCCAUAAACAGGAUGUUGUUGUCUCAGCUGGAAAAGAGGGAGCAGCAGGCUGAGCAGCAGAAGAAAGCCUACACCUACGCUGCCUCCUAUGAAGACUUUAUCAAACUGAUAUCAACUUCUACUGAUGUCAAUUUCCUCAAGCAACUCAGGUAUCAGAUCGUGGUAGAGAUUAUUCAUGCCACCACCAUCAGCAGCCUGCCUCAGCUCAAGAAGCAGAAAGAGAAAAAAGGUAAAGAGUCAGCAGCCAUGAAGGCCGACCUGCUGAGAGCCAGAGAUAUGAAAAGAUAUAUCAAUCAGCUGACUGUUGCUAAGAAACAAUGUGAAAAAAGGAUCCGCCUCCUUGGAGGGCCAAACUAUGAGAAUAGUGAGGAAGGAGGGGCCGAUGACAACGACGAGCCUCAAAGCCAGAAGAUUCUCCAGUUUGAUGACAUCCUGUGUAAUCCAAGUUACAGGGAUCAUUUCAGAGUUUACAUGGAGAGAGUAGAUAAGAGAGCUCUGAUAAGCUUCUGGGAACUGGUGGAAACACUGAAAACUGCCAACAAGAAUGAGGUGCCCCAAAUUGUUGGGGAAAUUUACCAGAAGUUCUUUGUGGAGAGCAGAGACAUUCCAGUGGAGAAGUUUCUUCUGAAAGAGAUCCAGCAGAGUUUGGUGGGGAACAGAGGAACACAAGUCUUUGUUAAACUACAAGAGCAGGUUGCUGAGACAAUGAGAGAGCGUUACUAUCCCUCCUUCCUGGUGUCCGACCUCUACGAUAGGCUGAUCAGACGAGACGACCAUCACAGCCAAUCGCGGUGUAGCCCGGAGGAAAAGGGAGAAGGGUGCCAGGGUCUAGAUACAGGAGAGGUGGUGUGUGACGAGGGCAGUAAAGGAAUCAAUGAGCAGGCGAGCUAUGCUGCUACUAAACUACACCAGCUCUAUGACAAACUGGAGUACAAGCGACAAGCCCUGGGCUCAAUCCAGAACGCACCCAAACCAGACAAGAAGAUAGUAAGCAAACUAAAAGAAGAAAUAGGAGCCAUGGAAAAAGAACACAGCGAACUUCAGCAACACAUCACAAGGACUGACUGGUGGUGUGAAAACCUGGGGAAUUGGAGGGCUACGAUAACUACAGCUGAGGCUGCAGAGGAAGGUGGUGAGACUGUAGCUUGUUACAGUGUGUGUGUUAGCCUGGUGGAAGGAGAAGAAACAGCCAACAGUCGCUGGAGCGUCCAGAGGAAACUCACUGAAUUCCAAAUGUUGCACCGCAAACUCACAGAGUGUUUUCCAUCACUGAAGAAACUCCAGUUACCAUCACUCAGUAAACUUCCCUUCAAAUCUAUUGACCAGAAGUUUUUGGACAAAAGCAAAACACAACUCAACACUUUUCUCCAGCGUCUCCUAACAGAUGAGCGGUUGUGCCAGUCAGAGGCUCUCUAUGCUUUCCUCAGCCCAUCUCCAGAACAUCUGAAGGUGAUGUCUAUUCAGAAGAAAUCCUCUUUCUCACUGGCCUCCUUCCUGGAGAGGUUACCUGGAGAUUUUUUCUCCCAUACUGAGGAGGAUGGCGAUGACGACAGUGACUUGUCAGACUACGAUGAAACAGACGGGCGGAAAGAUGCUCUGGCUGAACCCUGCUUCAUGCUCAUAGGAGAGAUCUUUGAACUCAGAGGAAUGUUUAAGUGGGUGAGGAAGACUUUAAUUGCACUAGUCCAGGUGACAUUUGGACGAACUAUCAACAAACAGAUCCGGGACACUGUAAACUGGAUCUUCUGUGAACAGAUGUUGGUGUGCUACAUCAGUGUGUUCAGGGACACCUUCUGGCCUGAUGGCAAGCUGGCGCCACAUAUCAAAGCCCGAACGGACUCUGAACGCACUGAGACCAAGGAGCGCGCUCAGCAGAAACUACUUGACAACAUCCCAGAUGCACUCACAAAUCUAGUUGGCCAGCAGAAUGCCCGCUACGGCAUCAUCAAGAUCUUCAGUGCUCUGCAGGAGGCCAAUGCCAAUAAGCACCUUCUCUAUGUAUUGAUGGAAAUGUUACUAAAGGAGCUGUGUCCCGAGCUCAGGGCUGAGGUGGACAGUAUCUGAACACAUGCAUGAGAAUGAGGAUCGGCUGGUUCGUCUUUCAGGCCUUUCUGUAGCUGACCAAUCACAAACUGCCAAGCCAGACAGGGAGAGGGCCAUUUGGUUAAUCCUCAGACAGAAAGCAAGCUGCGUUGGUCAGAGUUGAGAUGCACGCAGACUCUGUUCAAAGAAAUUUGCUGUGAACCGGUGAAAAGCUGGCCUGACACUCUCCUGACAAAGCUGCUGACAGAAGGGUGCAUCUCUAAACCUGCGUUUGGACGGGGAGAAACCACAGGGACUUCUUCCUAUCUAGACUGCAGUCUGACGAGACUGAUCACAGAAGAACAAAGUGUAUUUUUGACUUAAGUAACUCACAUCUGUGUUUUUCUUUUAAAAAUAAUUAUAAUUCUUUCAAUAGCACUGACAUUCAGCAUCUGUGCCAGAACAGACUGAAAUGAAAUGUUUCGCUCAAAUGUAAAUGAUGGUGGUUUGGUCGACAACCUCUUUGUUUCAUCUUUAAUUUUUAGAGUAGAUAAUCGACUGACUUGACUAAAGACAAAAAAAAAAGACAGCUGACAGUCAGACUCGCUGUUGCCCUCUAGAGGCGACCGCUGUGAGUCCCAGCCCACGGACCUUUGAACAUUCCUUCUACACACAACCUGAGCAACACUUGUUCUGUGAUUCUUGUAAUAAGGCUUAUAAUUGUGCAAUAUAAUGUAAUGUAAAAGUCAUUGUGAUGAUUUUAUUUAUGAUUUAUUAUUGAUAGAUUUUAUUUUUACCAAAAAUUGUUUAGAGAGCAUUUAUAUAAGCAAUAAAUU
Pelmatolapia mariae (spotted tilapia) is the source of this 4258-nucleotide messenger RNA. RefSeq names its product sorting nexin 25 (gene snx25). Gene Ontology annotation, cellular component: endosome. The record is from RefSeq and is a predicted model, not a curated record. NCBI's taxonomy places the organism in Eukaryota, Metazoa, Chordata, Actinopteri, Cichliformes, Cichlidae. The transcript is spliced from 22 exons. Gene Ontology annotation, molecular function: phosphatidylinositol binding. Bases 534 to 3464 code for a protein of 976 amino acids.